This is a messenger RNA of Spodoptera litura, 6435 nucleotides long. It is a transcript of the gene PMCA, whose product is annotated as plasma membrane calcium-transporting ATPase 3. Gene Ontology annotation, cellular component: intracellular membrane-bounded organelle; plasma membrane. NCBI's taxonomy places the organism in Eukaryota, Metazoa, Arthropoda, Insecta, Lepidoptera, Noctuidae. The record is from RefSeq and is a predicted model, not a curated record. Gene Ontology annotation, molecular function: P-type calcium transporter activity; ATP binding; ATP hydrolysis activity. Gene Ontology annotation, biological process: calcium ion transmembrane transport; regulation of cytosolic calcium ion concentration.
GUCGGCCGCGAGCAUCGGGCCCCGACAUACCUUGCCCAAAAAUCCGCCGCCUAAAGGUACCCACCACACCCGUACUAUUUUAAAACCGUUCGAGACAUCGCGCAUGCGAAUAUCGAUCCGCCUCACUCGGAAUGGUCCCCGUAUCUAGGUUAACCGGCUAAAAUUAAAGGUUAAUGUGCCACGAGACGAGUGAGAGAGACAAACCAUCCCAACACUCCCUUUAAAACGCCUUAUAUGGAGCGGGACGGGUAUACCACGCGUGCUCCGCCGCGUAUCAAAACACACAAAAACCGCGGAUGUAGGUAAUAGCACGGGAGCUGAAUAGCCUUUUAAUUAUUUAAAAAUAACACAACAAAAAACUAAAAAAAAAAACACUAAGCCAAAUUGUAACGUUCAGCCGAUUUUUUGAAUUACGAACGCCUAAAUCCGAUCAGACUUUAACGCCUAACCUUCUUGGACAUCUUGGGUGCUUAAAAUGGACUUGCCUUACUUUAAUUUGACGAUGUGUUUGACUGUAUAGUGGGGGGUGGCGUGGCUAGUUUAGUUAUUAGUUUAAUAUAAAGUACAUAAAGCCGGUGGGGACGGUGUGUGGGUGUGAUACCGAGGUGUCGGAGGCUUGUGUGAUGCAGCGGCGGCCGAGGCGGCGCGAUUGUCGGCUACCUGAGAAGCAGCCUUGUACGCUCGUCUGACGAAUCUGUAAAGUUCGCAACCUGCAGCAUAAUAGGGAGCCAUACGCCGCGGCGGAAAGACGGGUGCGACACGCACUCGUGAGCUAGAGGGUUGUCGGGCGUGGUGCGGGCGGCGGCCGCGAGCCCGGCACCAUGGCUACGGUGGAGGGGCGGCCGGCGCAAUAUGGCGUCACCCUACGGCAGCUUCGCGAGCUGAUGGAGUCUCGCGGCGCCGAGGGCCUGGCCAAGAUCAACGCGCUCGGUGGUCCGCAAGAAAUAUGCAAGAAGCUCUACACAUCGCCCACAGAUGGUCUUAGCGGUUCGAAAGCCGACCUGCAGCACAGGCGCGAAGUGUUCGGCUCGAACCUGAUCCCACCAAAGCCCCCCAAGACUUUCCUCACGUUAGUCUGGGAGGCCCUGCAAGAUGUGACCCUCAUUAUUCUGGAGGUUGCAGCUGUAGUCUCCUUAGGGUUGAGUUUCUACAAACCGUCAGAUGACCCAGCUGAUGUUGCUCAUCUCGACGAAGAGGAAGGUCAUUAUCAAUGGAUCGAAGGUCUGGCGAUUUUAAUAUCAGUCAUAGUCGUCGUUAUAGUUACUGCGUUCAACGAUUACACGAAAGAAAGGCAAUUCAGAGGGCUUCAAUCUCGGAUAGAAGGGGAGCACAAGUUCGCGGUGAUCCGAGGCAGCGAGGUCAGGCAGGUUCCAAUCAGCGAGAUAGUAUGUGGCGAUAUAUGUCAGAUAAAGUACGGCGAUCUGCUGCCCGCUGACGGUAUACUGCUGCAGAGUAAUGACUUGAAGGUUGAUGAAUCGUCGCUCACUGGUGAAUCGGACCAUGUCAAAAAGGGUGAAUCGUUUGAUCCCAUGGUGCUAUCCGGUACACACGUCAUGGAAGGCUCCGGCAAAAUGCUGGUAACAGCGGUCGGUGUAAACUCCCAGGCUGGUAUCAUCUUCACGCUCCUCGGCGCCGCUGUAGACAAGCAGGAGAAGGAAAUCAAGCAAAUGAAGAAAGAGGCUAAAAAGCAGCAACGCAAGUCUACGCAACGCAAGAGUUUGACUGGUGACGAAGACGCAACGUUGCCGGCGUCAGGCAACAGUCACGGCGCGAACCACGCGCGACCAGACGACAACCACGUGCCUGCAACCAGCGACAAACCUCCGCCAGAAGCUGGACAUAAAAAGGAGAAGUCUGUACUGCAAGCCAAGCUCACCAAGUUGGCUAUACAAAUCGGCUACGCCGGCUCCACAAUAGCAGUCCUGACGGUGAUCAUCCUGGUGAUAAACUUCUGCGUGCAUACGUUCGUGAUCGAACAGAAGCCGUGGAAGGCGACGUAUAUCAACAACCUGGUGAAACAUCUCAUCAUUGGUGUCACCGUACUUGUCGUCGCCGUGCCUGAAGGAUUGCCGCUUGCCGUUACUCUGUCGCUUGCUUACUCUGUCAAGAAAAUGAUGAAAGACAACAACUUGGUACGUCAUUUAGACGCUUGUGAAACGAUGGGUAACGCAACCGCAAUCUGUUCAGACAAGACAGGAACUCUCACCACGAACCGAAUGACAGUCGUACAGUCCUACAUCUGUGAGAAACUCUGCAAGGUCACGCCUAACUUCAGGGAUAUACCGCAAGAGGUCGCCGAAACUAUGGUCGAAGGAAUAUCUGUUAAUGCUGCCUUUACGUCCAGAAUUAUGCCGAGCCAAGAUCCAACAGGGCCUCCAAUGCAAGUUGGUAACAAGACCGAAUGUGCCCUGCUAGGGUUCGUCCUAGCGCUCGGCCAGAGUUACGAGGCAGUUCGUGAGAGACACCCAGAAGAAUCCUUCACCCGUGUGUACACGUUCAACUCGGUGCGCAAGAGCAUGUCCACUGUCAUCCCCUAUAAGGGCGGCUACCGACUUUACACUAAAGGAGCUUCUGAGAUUGUUUUGAAGAAAUGCGCAUUCAUCUAUGGUCACGAAGGUCGUUUGGAAAAGUUCACGCGCGACAUGCAAGAGCGAUUGGUACGACAGGUAAUCGAACCCAUGGCCUGUGAUGGACUCCGAACCAUCUCCGUCGCUUACAGGGACUUCGUACCGGGCAAGGCUGAAAUUAACCAGGUGCACAUAGACCAGGAACCGAACUGGGACGACGAGGACAACAUCGUGAACAACCUGACCUGCUUGUGUGUAGUCGGUAUUGAAGAUCCUGUGCGACCAGAGGUACCCGAAGCCAUCAGGAAAUGUCAAAAGGCAGGCAUCACAGUGCGCAUGGUGACCGGAGACAAUGUCAACACGGCGCGGUCUAUUGCCAUCAAGUGCGGGAUACUCAAACCUACUGACGACUUCCUCAUUCUGGAGGGCAAGGAGUUCAAUAAGAGGAUCAGGGAUACUAAUGGAGAGGUACAACAACACCUACUAGACAAAGUAUGGCCAAAACUCCGCGUCCUUGCGAGAUCGUCACCGACAGACAAAUACACGCUAGUUAAAGGAAUGAUCGAAUCUAAAGCCUUCGACACUCGCGAAGUAGUCGCUGUCACUGGAGACGGUACCAAUGAUGGACCGGCGCUUAAAAAGGCUGAUGUUGGAUUUGCUAUGGGUAUCGCAGGUACAGACGUAGCGAAGGAAGCAUCAGACAUCAUCCUUACAGACGACAACUUCUCAUCCAUCGUGAAGGCAGUGAUGUGGGGCCGUAACGUGUAUGACUCCAUCGCCAAGUUCUUACAGUUCCAGCUCACAGUCAACGUGGUCGCUGUUAUUGUGGCCUUCAUUGGUGCCUGUGCGAUACAGGACAGUCCUCUUAAGGCAGUACAAAUGUUAUGGGUAAACUUGAUCAUGGACACGCUAGCGUCGCUUGCGCUGGCGACAGAGAUGCCGACGCCGGACCUGCUACAGCGCAAGCCGUACGGACGAACCAAGCCUCUCAUCAGUCGCACCAUGAUGAAGAACAUCCUCGGACAGGCCAUUUAUCAGCUCUUUAUUAUAUUCUCGCUUCUAUUCGUCGGCGACAGGCUGCUGAACAUCCCGUCAGGCCGCGGCCAGGCGCUGGGCUCGGAGCCCACGCAGCACUUCACGAUCAUAUUCAACACGUUCGUCAUGAUGACGCUCUUCAACGAAAUCAACGCGCGCAAGAUACACGGCCAAAGAAAUGUGUUCCAGGGAUUGUUUACUAAUCCCAUCUUCUAUUCUAUAUGGAUCGGCACUGCGGCUUCGCAGGUAAUAAUAAUCCAGUUCGGUGGCAUGGCGUUCAGUACGGCGGGUCUGUCGAUAGACCAGUGGCUCUGGUGUCUGUUCCUCGGCGCCGGGACCCUUGUCUGGGGUCAACUCGUCACCACCGUGCCCACUAGGAAGAUUCCUAAGAGACUGUCAUGGGGCAGAGGUCAGCCCGAUCCAGAGACCAUCCAGCCCGGUCCAGACUACGAUCCAGAUCUGGAUAAGAAGCCGCGAGCUGGCCAGAUUCUCUGGAUCCGCGGUCUCACGCGCCUCCAGACUCAGCAAAAGGCGGACAUAUUGGCCGGUCGCAGGAUAUUUGUCAAUAAUUAUUUGGCGGAGCACCGAAGGAUCAGCGUGCAAUCUGGCGGCAGCUCCCUGCCCGCUCUCAGCCCGGUGAUAGGUGGCGAGUUACAAGAACGAUUGAUACCCGUCCCCUACAGCAAGACGUCAACCGACCAAGCUAUCCGCGUGGUGAACGCGUUCCGGCAGGGGCUGGACUCGCGCGGCUCGCUGGCGGACGCGGCGCUGGCGGAGGCGCUGCGCAAGCAGACGGCGCUGUCGAAGCGGUUCUCGCACUCGUCCAGCAUCGAGUACGCCGACGCGGCGCGCGACACGCUGGCGCCGCACGACAUCGACGUGGAGCGGCUGUCCAGCCACAGCCACACCGAGACGGCCGUGUAGCGCCGCCCGCGCCCCGCGCCCGCGCCCGCGCCCCGCGCCCAGCCCGCGCCCGCGCCGCUCAUGGAUGCAAUAAUUUAGCGAUUAAUAUCAGUAUUAUGGACGCCGCCCCGACACCGACCGUGCCCGCGCACGUUACUCGAACCGUUACGCUGCCAUCGCUCUAAUUAUAUUAUUAUACAUACGAGUAAUAAUAAUGCUAAAACGAUUGUGUAUAAAAUCAUAUUUUUAAAGGUAACGAGGAUGACAAGUUUGGUAUAUUGAGUUAGACACGUAUGGUUGAGGGUGCCGGUCGAGCCGGGCGCCCGCACUAGUCUCGCAGCCACCAGUGUACUUGAGCAUAAGUUAUAUUGUUAACUAGUGUGUUUAAUUAUUCGAUUGUUUUGAAAAUAUUUUAUUAUUAUACGCGCGCGUCGCGAUGCGCGCGUCUGUUGAACAAAUAAAAAAAAUAUUGUCUAAUUAUUAAUUUUAGAUUUAAGCGCAAGGAUGAGCGAAUGGAAGUGUGUUUUUUGAAAAAAAAAAAUAAAGUUUUCGCAUAGCAUCGUGUCAUCUCUUACACGGAAUGAAAUGUUUUAUAUUGCUUUUGUCAAAGACAUGUUGUGGGAGAGUGGCGGGCGGCGGCCGCGGCGGGGCGCGGCCUCAUCUUUUGUAUAAAGUUAUUUCAUUUGUAGCGCCGAUCAUCGUUUGUACGUACGCCGAGUGAUAUUACGCGCCGCGCCCGGCCCCGCCCGCGCUAACUAAAUAUAUAUACUUAACUAAAUUAUUCAACUAUUAGUUAAGGUGUUUGUUAUAAAUUUCAAUAACUUUUUUUGUUUUUACGACCUUUUUCCCCUAAAUCUAAGUAUACAUUUAAGUCAUAUCUCGAAGCGUAGACGCAUAAACUGAAAAGUUUCUAUACAAGAACCGUAAGCAACAUUCUUGUGUAAAAACCGACGUAGUCCACUUUGAACAUCUUCAAAAUGUUUCAAAUAGAAAUAUACAUUAAAAUUGUAUAGCUGAAGGUAUUUAUUUGUAAUGCUAGUCUCUUAUGAAACAAAUACUAAUUAUUCAAUUAUUAUAAUGUACUUAUUGAUUAUUGAUAAAUACUUGAAGUUUAUUAAACAAGAUAUAGUCUACGGUGUAACGAAUUGAUUUCGGAAUUCUUUGUCUAUGAGCAAUAGCGAGGCGCUCCACAUAGGCGACGUAGGAUCGCAGCCGUGGCAUUUUCAACUUAUUACGUAAGACAUGUACUUAAUCGAGUUAGUGACGAGUCGAACGCGGCGACCGCUCGCCGACCGCAAGCCGACCGCUCGCCGACCGCAAGCCGACCGCUCCCGGCCACUUGUUAUAGUAUUAUAUGAGUAUAAAUAAUGAAUCAAAACGAUCUAGCGAAUCGGCAAUGUUCAAUUUUGUAUAGAACGUUUCAUAGUAGCGGUAUUUGAGAGUUGUUACGUUUGGUUUGUGAGGUUCGUUGGUAGGCGCGUUCGUAGCCGCACGACGCGACGCGACCGCACCCGACGAACGAGUGGCGCGACAACUAUUAAAACUAUUAAACAAUCUUGUAAGUAAUUAAGUAUUAGCUUCGAAUCAAUAAAAGCCUUUUUAAAAAAAAUUAGUUAAAAAAUGAAACUAUUGAAACUUCACAAUGUUUAAAUAAAAUAAUAUUAGUUAUGAUUUCAGUGAAUAGAGAGAUUAUGGUAUCUUUUUGUGUAUUAUAUGAUAUAUUGUUUCGUUGAUAUUCGUUACCACGAGUUCCCCAAUGAAAGACAUGUAAUUAGGAGUCGAUAUCUUAGCGGUGCGUGCAGACGCGCCAACCUUUCCCUAACAAUCAAUUUGUUUGACACGACAGUCUGCCACUAACCAUAUUAGGUGAUAAGUCCCAUUGUUGUAUUUUUCGUCUCACAAUAAAUGAAAAUCUAUUUUAUUGUUUUUA